AUGAAUUAUUUGAAGAAAAAAUUAAAAUUGAGUCAAAAGGCAAAGCAUGACGACGACGACGAAUACGAGAAUUACAUCCCAGUUGUACCGCCACAUCCUUCCACACUAAUCGCCGCACAGACCGCCGCCAACUCUGUCGGCUCCGCAAGUCAUCCAGUGUUCAUCACUCAACCAAAUGGUGAUCCCUCGCAACCACUACCGGGCAUAACAUCUGACGCCGCGCCACAGGAACCGCAGAUCAGUACCGAAGAGCUACUGAAACAACUGAAGGAAAAGGAGUUCAUUCGUCGACAGGAAGAGAAGGCCAAACUCGCCGCACAGGAAAAGGAGAAACAAAAUCGCGAGGACUGGAAGUUCUUCUUGAAUUUGACGGCAAAAGUCGAGGACAUCACUAAUAAAACUCAAAGUGCUUUAGAGAAACUUAAGGACACUUCCGCUGUCGACGAGAUUAAGAGUCCGGUUCACGAGGGACUCGAAUAUGUCGAGGAGCCAGACAUUGUGGUCGUGAAGGGCGCCGGCAGUUGGGUUGCAUUCAGCGAAGACGGUCACGCAUUCUCACCCCAACCACAAGAUCCCGAAAACAAAGAGAACUGCGAAACAAAGCCAACGAAAACUCCUCAACAGAUUACCGAAGAGUCGCUGAAAAAGGUGGCCGAAGUGGCCAUACCCGACACCACACACUCAUCGCAACUAUUAGACGACUUUGGCUUCAAUAAGGAGCCCGAAGUCAUACCCGUCGCCUACCAGCCCGUCCUCUUCGAAGAGGAGGACUAUUUGGACGAUCCCUUCGACACCUCUUUCGUGAACGUGUCGACAGUCGCGCCCAAAGCGGCCGCAGAACUCAUACUAUCGACAAACUCUUGUAGCAAACCAUUGGACACCGGCUGUGACCAGGACUUAGAGCCGGACCCGUUUGACACGGCAUACCUCGACUGUACUAUUAGUGGUCAAAGUGUUGUGAAACCCAACUCCAUAGACAUCAGUCCCAUCGAAACACCCAAAACUUGUCCCGACUAUUCCACCAGAAUAUCCCGCUGUUCAUCACGUGAUAGCAUUAUGUCGAACCCAUUCCUUCAGGAUUAUAACGACUACUACACGCCAUACGCUUCCGGAGCGCAUACACCUUAUUCGGGGACGACAACCCCGAAACGGCGCAACUCUACGAACCCUUUUGAACAGUCGCCGGAAGAAGAGGUGAAGGAUGUGCUGAGUGGGGGUCACUCGCCGGUGGCCACAGCCAUCGCCGACAUGACCGCAGACUUUUACAACGCAAUCAACGCCACCGCCUACGAGCCACCGGCGCCCGACUCGGCGUACAAGCCGUCGCCAUCGGUGGCCAAAUCGGCGGUCGACGCGACGCAACCGCAGCAGCCGUUUGAUCCGUUCGCCACCAUUCACGACGACGACACUCCCAAACGCCAGUCGGUCACCGACGACAUGACCACCGGCGCCACAAUUGGUGCCAAUAAAGUGCUGUCGCCUGACGGCGGCGACCCGUUCGCAGCCCACGACAUCAUUAGCCCCGACUCGCCGCCGGUGUUACCGCCGCCCGACCACUCGCUGCUGGCGGCCAUCAGCGACCAAAACGACUAUUUAAGCGAUUUGUCGGACGUCGAGGACAACGCCGACAAAGACUUUCAAAAUGAUAUCAUUUCUAAUAAUAAUAACAAUACAGUCAACGGCUCUAACGGUUCCCGAAGAAGAAGUAGUGCCUUUCAAAUGGAAUUAUUAUCAGGUGAUAAGAACUCGCCGGCGCCCACCUUCGAGCCAUUGCCGGCCACUAAUAUACUACAGCGGAAACCAUCGCUUCCACCACAAGAGCCGCCCGAAGAGCUGAUCGACGUCUCGAACUCAUAUCAAUCGCCAAUCACUUCGACACAAAACCCAUACUUCGAUCCCUUUCAGACUGUCUUUGACAAAGACCCCGAAGAAGAUGUCACCGAAACAACUGUAUUCAACUCACAGCCCAUUGUGGCUGAGAUCACAAGAACCGAGAGCUUAGACAAGUCUACCAGAAGACGACUGUCCACUCAGGACUCCAUUCAGGACUCGGGUCAGCCCAACAAAGACGCCAUCGGUAUAGUGAACGACGCGUUUGACGAGACGCUGGCGGAGGCCGUCGACGGACAGGACCUGUCGGCCGACCGGGACGUCAGCGGCAGUGCAGUCGUCAGCAGUGGCGACGACUACUACUGCGGCGCCGACGCCGACAUCAGCGGUGCGCUCGACUCGCAGACCAGCGACGGAACCAAUGCUUUGCAUUCGGGAAGCGUGACGACCGUCGAGACGACCACAAACGCCGUGACCUUUGGGGCGACGACCGACUCGGGAGUGGCCGUUGUCUCACAGAUGGACGACAUCACGGACUGCGGGAAAGACCCGUUCGACACAUCAGAGUUCGAUUCGGCGGCCUUUGACGCCUUCGCCACCAAAUUCGACUCGACGUCCGGCGCCGGCACUGCCGACAACUCGACCGCCUCUUACGAUCCGUUCGCGUCGCCCCUCAGGAGCGCCAAAAAGACGGCGACGACAGCGACGACAGCCGCCGACGACUCGACAGAGGCCGACGUGUUUGACAUCUUCGACCCCUACGCCUCCCGGUCCGCCAUUAAGGCGCCGAAGAAUACGCCCGCGAAGAGCAUCAAAGACACCCAAAAGGACUCGUUUGAUGAGUACGGCGAGGACUCCGACAACUUGAGGAUAGUUAUCAGGGCUAAGAUGAAGGAGAAUAUCGGCGACAGUAAAGGACCGCAAUUGGCGCCACCACUACUGCCACCGCCGCCAAAACCAUCAAAAUUCUCGACCCUCGAGAACAUGGAUCUCAUGCCAGAAGAGGAUGCGGUGGUUGUGGACGAGUUCGAGGCGUUCUUCGGCGGCGGACAGCUGUCGGCGGCCGCCCAACAGGUAAUGCCGGCCGGCGGUGAACAGGAGUGGCCGACGGCUUUCGGUGAGGCGGCCUCCAAGAGAGCCGACUCCACGGAAUCGCCACAAACGCCACUCUUCGAUGAGGACACGUCUCAACCUCUGGAGGAGUUCCCCAAGAAGUACGAGGGGGACGGAUGGGAAAUGCUGUUGCGUUACCCCAACAAGAAGAAGCUGACGGCCACCCGGUGCUGGAAGAAGAUAUACGUCAAGUUCCUGACCGACACAUGUAUUUUCCAACUCUUCAACAAGAAGGAGGACAACAACCCCUUCCAGGAGACACCACUACAGGCCUCGUACUCCUUGUCCGACAUCUCCACACAACAGUACGACACGUUCGGCAAGAUUUUCACUAUUAAACUGCAGUACAUCUUCUAUCGGGAGAGGGUGGGCGUACGGCCCGGACAGAUAGCUAAGGUAAUGCAGGGCCAGAUCACGUCGAUGGGCCAGUUCGCCAAACUGGGGAUGCCUUUAGAGCACGCGCCCCAAGUGAGCGAGUUAUUCAAAUUGGGUUCAUUGAACUACACGGACCUCAAAGAGAUGCAACUCGUGGUGGAGGAGGCGCUCUUCAAGACGACGAUACACAGGGAUCGGGCGCUCACUUACAAGACAGAGGAGAUCCAGUGCUGCGUUCAGGACGAGCUCUAUGUCGAGCAAAACAAAAUGGGAAUCGUUUCCAAACAGUUGGCCAGAGUUCGCGUCUUCUUCCUGGCCUUUGUCAACGGAAUGCCUGUCAUCGAAGUGGGCAUCAAUGACCUGAAACGUCAGGGCAAAGAGGUGGUGGGCCGGCACGACAUCAUCCCAGUGGUGACCGAGGAGUGGAUCCGACUGGAGGCCUGGGAAUUCCACUGCUGUGUACAGCCCGAGGACUUUGAUUUGACACGAAUUAUAAAACUCAUACCUCCGGACGCCUGUCACUUCGAGUUAUUGCGGUACCGGAUACGACCCCCGCGUAAUCGGGAACUACCCCUACAAGUGAGCGCCAACAUGAAUAUCACGAAAUCCAAGGUGGAGAUCAAGUGCGACGUGUUGGUGCCCGGGUGUAUAUCUCGAAAGCACGGACAGAUACCGUGCGAAGACAUACAGAUCCGGUUCCACAUUCCCGAGUGUUGGAUAUACUUCUUCCGUACGGAGAAACACUUCCGAUACGGGGCUCUCAAGUCUGUCAAUAGAAGGGCCGGUAAAGUAAAGGGCAUUGAGAGGCUGUUGGGCACCACUCAGAACCCGGAGCCGCAGAUGAUUGAAGUGACCGCAGGUCAGGCCAAAUACGAACACGCGUUCCACUCCAUUGUCUGGAGAAUACCCAGACUUCCCAAAGAGGGACAGGGCGCCUACACGCAGCAGUUCUUAGUGGUACGCCUACCGCUCACCUCUUUCGAUCAGAUGCCGGAGUCGUUCUACGAGUUCGUUCACAUCGAGUUCCGGAUGCCGUCGACCACUGUCUCCCACACGACCCUCCGCUCAAUAUCGGUGACCAAUGAGAACCCGCCCGAAAAGUUUGUCCGAUAUUUGGCGAAAUAUGAGUAUAAAAUCGAGUUAAACAUCACGUAUGAUGAGAAGGAGGAGCCGGCUCAGUACGCGGCCAAUGUGCACGGGGGUGCCGGUGCUGUGGCCGCCCGUAAGCCGUCCGCCACCUCCAACGACGAGAAUAACGAGAAUAAGAUGGAGACGGAGGCCAAGAGUGAGAGCGAAGACAGCGACUAAUAAUAAUAUAAAUACAAACAUAAACUGCAAUAAUAUUGACAUUUAUUUAGUUAUUUAUUUUGAGGGCAUUUACGGGAACGGGAGGCCUCUUAUGUUCUCAUCAAUACAUUACAAGAAUUCCAGUGUUUUUCGUGUUAUAUUUUUGACUGUUUUUAUAGAAGUUGUUAUACAAGCAUAUAAUCAAUUCAUACCACAAAACAAUUGCAUUUAUUUAUUGUUUCAUUCACUUGUUUAAUAGUUUUCUGGUGCAGCAUGGUACAGUUAUUCGCAUAUAUUUAUUAAUUAUUAAAUAAUAUAUUAGCUAUUUAUUCAGUAUAUGAGACACGAAAUCCUACAAAUAUAGUGC
Molecule: messenger RNA, 4972 nt
Organism: Oppiella nova
Lineage: Eukaryota; Metazoa; Arthropoda; Arachnida; Sarcoptiformes; Oppiidae
Source: the annotation of a GenBank genome assembly